AUGAAGCCUGAGCACUCUGGGGACCAGACCCCGAGGUCUCCAAUUAUGACAUUCCACCCAACCAUGGAAGAAUUUACAGAUUUCAACAAAUACAUUGCUUACAUGGAAUCCCAGGGUGCACACCGAGCUGGCCUAGCCAAGGUAAUUCCACCCAAGGAAUGGAAAGCCAGACAGAACUAUGAUGGUAUCGAUGACAUCUUAAUAGCCAGUCCUCUCCAGCAGGUGGUCUCUGGGCGGGCAGGUGUGUUUACUCAAUACCAUAAAAAGAAGAAAGCCAUGACUGUGGGGGACUAUUGCCACUUGGCAAACAGUGAAAAAUAUCAGACUCCACCACACCUGAAUUUUGAAAACUUGGAGCGAAAAUACUGGAAGAACCGCCUCUACAACCCACCAAUUUAUGGUGCUGACAUCAGCGGCUCCUUAUUUGAUGAAAACACUAAACAAUGGAACCUUGGUCACCUGGGAACCAUUCAGGAACUGUUGGAGCAGGAAUGUGGAGUUGUCAUUGAAGGCGUCAACACACCCUACCUGUACUUUGGCAUGUGGAAGGCCACCUUCGCUUGGCACACGGAGGACAGCAUCAACUACCUGCACUUCGGGGAGCCCAAAACGUGGUACGCGGUGCCCCCAGAACACGGCCAGAGCGGGGAGCUUUUCCUGGGGAGUUCGCGAGGCUGUGAGGCCUUCCUGCGGCACAAGGUGGCUCUCAUCUCGCCCACUGUCCUCAGGAAGAACGGGAUUCCCUGCAAUCGCAUGACUCAGGAGGCUGGAGAGUUCAUGGUGACGUUUCCCUAUGGCUACCACGCUGGCUUCAACCACGGCUUCAACUGCGCGGAAGCCAUCAACUUCGCCACCCCGCGAUGGGUGGAUUAUGGCAAAGCGGUGUCUCAGUGCAGCUGCGGGGAGGCCAGGGUGAGCUUCUCCAUGGACGCCUUCGUGCGCAUCCUGCAACCCGAGCGCUACGAGCUGUGGAAACGCGGGCAGGACCGGCCGGUCGUGGAUCACGCGGAGCCCGGGGCGCCGGCCAGCCCGGAGCUGACCGCCGCGAGGGAGGACCAGGUGCUCUGGAGAGCCGCGCUACGCCUGACGCACCUGCCAUCCCUCAAGGCCAGGCGUACCCAGCGGCCGGUUCCCUCUAGGUGUGGAAACUUCCGUCGAGCCCCGGUGUGCUGGGGGCCCUAG
Cynocephalus volans (Philippine flying lemur) is the source of this 1182-nucleotide messenger RNA. Its product is annotated as lysine-specific demethylase 4D-like. Gene Ontology annotation, cellular component: chromatin; nucleus. The record is from RefSeq and is a predicted model, not a curated record. Gene Ontology annotation, biological process: regulation of gene expression; chromatin remodeling. Gene Ontology annotation, molecular function: histone H3K9 demethylase activity. NCBI's taxonomy places the organism in Eukaryota, Metazoa, Chordata, Mammalia, Dermoptera, Cynocephalidae.